AUGGAAGAGGACCGGAGCGGGAAUCAGAGCAUAACGCGGCCGGUGAUUUUGCGGCGCUCGUGUGACCAAUGUCGCGUAAGAAAGGUCAGGGUUUUGAUUCGAUACUCUCGCCAGCGAUCGCGUGCGGAGCUGAUUGCAUCAUCGCCUUGUGCGAACUGCUCUAGUGCUAGGCUUGUAUGCACACACUCUCCUCAGAAGCCUAGAACUGGCGAGGGCCGCCAGAGAGUGCUCAUAUCAGCAAAUUAUGAAAAAAAGAUUGAUGGGAUUGCCCAGAAUGUCGAAGGCAUAAGACAGCUACUUCAAGGUCUUGGCAUACGUGCAAUUCCGGGAGCUCCGUCGUCGGCCCUCAAAGUUCACCAAGCAGUUCUUCGCCCUGAGACCCCCGGUCAGGAUUUGAAGAAAACACGGCCGCGUGACUAUGAAGAGAGGGCAUCUCUUUUCCAUGCACAAUCCAAGCUCACGGGCCGAUUUGUAAGUGAAUUGAUUGGUUUCAGGCCGUUCUCACAACCCAAUGCAAACCGUAACGCGAUCAUGGAAUCGUUACGAGAAAUACUCGCUUCAGGUGACGAAAAUGAUCUCGAGGGCAGUGAGACUGCCGACGUCACCAUGCCGGGCCUUCCCGACAGCUUAGAGCUACCGCCUCAGGAAGAAGCUGUGAUUGUUUUACGCUGGGCAAGAGAAAAUACUCCGUGCUACAUCCUAUUUUGGCUUGGUCAGGUUCUUGAUAUUGAGCAAUUUGCGGAUUCCUGCCAACUGGUCUAUUUUCCUAUUACGAAUUUUAGCCAACUCGACUUUAUCAUCGCGAACAGCUUCCUGGCAUGGGUAUUCUGCGAGUAUGGUUUUGUCUCAGGGCAAGAGAAAUACUUCGGCUUUGGCACCCAGUGCCAGUCGAACGCGUUGAAUAGUAUCUCUCAUCUCCCGUUGGUUCUGCCACCCUCAUCAAAGGCGAUCGCUAGUCUAGUUCUCGGAGCUCAGCAUGCCAUUGAUACCAAUCAGCCAACACUUGCGUGGACUCUAAACUCGACGGCUUCAAGCAUGUGCCAGACGCUUGGAUAUCAUCGGAGAUCGCGCAUGGAAAAUUAUGGAGAGAAAGCCAAGACAGAGAAGGAGAAGCUCUUCUGGUCAGUGUACAGGCUUGACAAAGCUCUGAGCCUGCGACUCGGUCGGACACCAGUACUUGUGGAGUACGAUGUUGCUCUCCCGCUUGAGCCUACCGUCCGUCGAUGGAUUAAGUUUGCCGAUAUCCAAGCUAGAACAUACAACCAGCUUUAUAGCUGUGUCGCGUCACAUAAGCGAGAAGCGGAGCGAAUGGAAAUGGCCGGUGCGUUGUCUGUAGAAUUGCAAAUGCUUUUGGAUCAACAGCAUAAGUCAUAUUCUACAGAAAAUGCAGCUCUCCAGGCACAAAUUGACCCAAGGAAGAGUGUAUACUUACAAACAGAGCGUGUCGUCUAUCUUUCUGUUCUCACGCUGAUAUGCCGCAUGGCUCCAGUCACCGCAGGGAUCUUUGACUGUAUUCCGAAUCAUGCAAUCGAAGUCGCCCGUAUGGCGCUAGAGACUCACAGACAAUCUCUGCAUCAUCUCCGGUCCCUUACCAAUGUGCCCUUAGUAUUCAGGAGCCUCAUAAAUUGGACCGUCCAUUUUGUUCCUUUUUUACCAUUCAUCGUUGUCUUUUGUUCCGUUAUGCACGACUGCAAUGCAGCGGACCUCGCGCGCCUCGAAGACUUCGUAGCAUGUCUGAGCACUGGCGAGGGCUACCCACACCCUCGUGCCUGCCAGUUAAUGACAACCCUUUUUGAGCUUGCGAGGCUGUACUGUGAAGUGAAUUCCUCGGAAUCCACUUUCGACCCGGAAACGGGCAGUGAGGAGUUUGAUGAUUUCCUCGAUAUGCUGGGAAUCGACCGCCAUCAAUGGGAUUGCCUUGGAGAGGGUGAACUGGGCGAGGAUGGUUCAGACCCAACAAAUCUAUCAAUAUGA
This is a messenger RNA of Clonostachys rhizophaga, 1974 nucleotides long. NCBI's taxonomy places the organism in Eukaryota, Fungi, Ascomycota, Sordariomycetes, Hypocreales, Bionectriaceae. The record is from the annotation of a GenBank genome assembly.